AUGCCUCGCUUUAUCCUCUUCAUCCGCGCUGACGAAGACAGCGAAUCUGGUAAAAUGCCUCCCCAAGAAGCAAUCGAAGCCAUGACUAGUUUCUGGAAGGAACUGGUUGCCGCUAAUGUUCUCGUCUACGGUGAUGGCAUGCAUGCCACUUCCAAAUCUACUCGCAUCAUCUUUCCAGGAAAUGGCGUGUCCCCUAUGCUUAAAUCGGGACCCUUCCCUGUCAACGAAGUAGUAGCCGGAUUCUGGAUCCUCGACGUUAAAGAUUAUGAUGAAGCGCUCAUGUGGGCUAAGAAGUGCCCCGUCAUUAAUGCCCCGCAAGGUUGUACACUAGAACUUCGGCCAUUUAUCACGAUGGAAGAUGCGAAGGACAGUUUCACGGACGAGAUGCGCGAGGAACAUGCUAAAGGGAGGAAGCUUCUUGAUGAUAAACUUGGGUUUCAAAAAACCACAAGCGAUUAA
Molecule: messenger RNA, 459 nt
Organism: Orbilia oligospora ATCC 24927
Lineage: Eukaryota; Fungi; Ascomycota; Orbiliomycetes; Orbiliales; Orbiliaceae
Exons: 2
Coding region: 1-459 (152 amino acids)
Source: RefSeq, a predicted model, not a curated record